AUGCGUCGAGAGAAGCGUGAUCGCAGACAUUUCAAGCGUAUGCGCUUCCCACCUUUUGAUGACGAAGAGCCGCCGUUGGAUUAUGGUGAUAACGUGCUGGAUGUUGAGCCUCUUGAAGCCAUUCAGCUGGAGCUCGAUACAGAAGAAGAUUCUGCCAUCAUCGACUGGUUUUACGACCUGAAGCCGUUGGUGGACACACCUGCGGUCAACGGUCCUUCAUAUCGCUAUUGGCAGCUCUCACUACCUGUCAUGGCGAUUUUGUAUCGUCUUGGCAGAACCUUGCUAUCAGACCAGCCUGAUAGCAACGCAAGCUAUCUCUUCGAUAAGAAAUCUUUCUUUACCGCAAAAGCUCUCAACUUGGCAAUUCCUGGGGGGCCAAAGUUUGAGCCCUUGUACCGUGACAUGGAUGCUUUCGAUGAAGACUGGAACGAGUUUAAUGAUGUCAACAAAGUCAUUAUUCGUCAACAAAUUCGUACCGAGUACAAGGUCGCCUUCCCGCAUCUCUAUAACUCCCUCCCGCGUUCUGUUCACCUCUCGCCGUAUCAUUCGCCCAAGAAUGUCUAUAUUCGCACACAUGAUCCCGACCUACCCGCCUUCUAUUUCGACCCACUUAUCAACCCUAUCUCCCUGCGGGGCACCACUCCGAAGAACGCACCGCUCCCAUUCCUUGAGGACAAGCCUCUCGAGAACGACCUUACUGCUGAUGGUAUUGUUCUAUGGUGGGCACCUGAACCUUAUAAUCGGCGCUCUGGUCGCAUGCGUCGUGCGCAGGAUAUACCUCUUGUGAAGAACUGGUACUUGGAGCACUGUCCUCCCAACCAGCCAGUCAAGGUUCGCGUAUCGCACCAGAAGUUGCUCAAGUGCUUCGUCCUCAACGAGCUCAAGAGUCGGCCUGAGAAGGCGAUGACUAAGAAGAAUCUCUUCCGGCAAUUGAAGGCGACGAAGUUCUUCCAGACGACAAAGCUUGACUGGGUGGAAGCCGGUUUGCAGGUGUGCAGACAAGGGUGCAACAUGCUUAACCUCCUCAUCCACAGAAAGAACUUGAACUACUUGCAUCUCGAUUAUAACAUGAAUUUGAAGCCAGUGAAGACGCUCACUACAAAGGAGCGAAAAAGUCUCGCUUCGGAAACGCCUUCCACUUGUUUCCGCCUUGGUAACGUUGAUGCUUUCCAGCUCGCAGACGCACUGCAGUACAUCUUUGCGCACAUCGGCGCCUUGACUGGUAUGUACCGGUACAAGUACGAGCUCAUGAGACCAGUUCGCAUGACAAAAGAUCUCAAGCACUUGAUCUACUACCGCUUUAGCACUGGCCCUGUCGGCAAAGGUCCUGGAAAUGGCUUCUGGGCUCCUUUUCGAGGAACGCAACAGCAAGGGCAUUGUGAAGACUGGGACAAAGUUGUCGAGUUUCACUACGACCUUGAAUUGCGUGCUACUGCCAUGCACGUCAUUCUCGACAUGAUGCCCGAGUUCAUCAAGCAGAACAAGUCGACGACAAUUCUGCAGCAUCUCUCGGAGGCGUGGUGUUGCUGGAAGGCGAACAUCCCGUGGAAAGUCCCUGGAAUACCCACUGCCACUGAAAACAUUAUCCUACGGUACAUCAAGAGUAAGGCUGAUUGGUGGUGCUCGGUUGAUAAGGCAGUAGUGAAGAAAAAUCUGGGUCGGCUGACUCGUCACGACCGUUCACUUGCUAGAGAGCCACAAAUUUGCUCCUAUCCCAUUCCCACCGAUCGUAUUUUUGGCAAGGUGUUCUUGCAGGAAUUUGUGGACGCACGACGACAGCCUAGUAUUCAAAAUGCCCCCCAAGUGCUCUACACCAACCGCGACCCACCCUUGGAAAUCCGUGAUCUGUUCACUACAAGUACAUCCCCCUGCAAGGGCGCUCAUUCAUCUCUGAUAAACCCUUCUUUCAUCUUUCAUCGGACCACUCCAUCCACUUCCUGA
Suillus clintonianus is the source of this 1941-nucleotide messenger RNA. RefSeq names its product NUC071 domain-containing protein. The transcript has 9 exons. The record is from RefSeq and is a predicted model, not a curated record. Gene Ontology annotation, cellular component: catalytic step 2 spliceosome; actin cytoskeleton; Arp2/3 protein complex. Gene Ontology annotation, biological process: actin filament polymerization; mRNA splicing, via spliceosome; Arp2/3 complex-mediated actin nucleation. Lineage: Eukaryota; Fungi; Basidiomycota; Agaricomycetes; Boletales; Suillaceae. Gene Ontology annotation, molecular function: pre-mRNA intronic binding; U6 snRNA binding; U5 snRNA binding. The coding region runs from base 1 to 1941 and encodes 646 amino acids.